AUGGAACAAACACAUCACAAUUCUUACUUUGAUUCCUCUCAGUGCAAUACAUGUUUCAACUCCAGUCAUGGCUCCAACUUCUUUGACCAGGACUACAAAAUGCUGAACAUACUACUUCGUGGAUCAGAGCCGGUCCAAAUCCGCACCUCCCCGGUUUUGUUCCUGGCCUUCAAUCUCCCAGCCAUGACUGAGGCGGAGUCCUUCGGUGCAAAACUGAUCACCAAUCUGGCUUUAUUUCUGAAAAUACCGGCGAACAAGAUUCGAAUCACCAACAUUGUCCGUGAGGGUACUAAUGCAAGGAGGAGGCGCUCGGCAGGACUGACGGUGCAGGUAGAGAUCAGGGAGCCCCCUGUUCAGACAUCCACCAACACCACCGCUGAAGGAGAUCAACAGUUUGAGGUCCUGAAGAACAUUGCUGAUGAUCUGGGCCGUGCUGCUGUCUCGGGCAAUCUGAGUCAGUCCAUCGGCUUCAAUGUGUCAUCCCUGGGGAUCAUCCCUUCUCCACCCUCUUCCAGUGACCCAUCCUGGAACAAUGUGGCCACUCAGGAGGUGACCCGUGAAGACCAGCAGGUGGAGACAGUCAAGACUGUAUCAUCCCUGAUGGUGGCGGUCCAGCCAGUGGCUGGAUCGUCACCCGGACCCCUCAGCGUGCAGCCCAGCAUCAUGGCUCUGGAUGCAGCGAUGAGAUUUCAUUAAGAAUAUCUGAUGCAAGUUUUCAGAUAGUUUUCAGGGGCCGGUUGC
This is a messenger RNA of Ctenopharyngodon idella (grass carp), 741 nucleotides long. Its product is annotated as fibrocystin-L-like. The coding region runs from base 1 to 696 and encodes 231 amino acids. NCBI's taxonomy places the organism in Eukaryota, Metazoa, Chordata, Actinopteri, Cypriniformes, Xenocyprididae. The transcript is spliced from 4 exons. The record is from RefSeq and is a predicted model, not a curated record.